AUGUCUUGGUUUUUAUUCAAGGAAACAACUGUGGAGACAUGUAAUGAAGUAUUAAAAAGACGGAGAGGGAUCAAAGAUACUUUUAACAAGUACGAAAAGAAAAUCAAAAAUGAAAAACGAUCUGGUACAGGAGUAAAAUCUACCAAGGAAUACCACCUGUAUAAGCAGUUACAAUUUCGUAAAAAAAAAUUACAAAAUGAGAGAAAAGACAGAAUUAAUGAAACGAACAAUGAGAAUCAGGCACCUGGGCAAAAGAAUCAAGUAAUAUCCGAAAAAUCUCCAUCAAGACGUUACCAAAAGCAGCCGAAAAUGGAAGGCUAACGAUUUUCAGAUGACAUGUCUGUCUUUAAGGGAAUUCUACCAUCUCUGGAAAAAUUGGACGAUAACAAGACACUUAUCUUUCAAAGUCGAGUUCUCCAAGCUUUAACAGACUUACUUCAACCUGCAUAUCAAGACUACCCACAUCAUAAUUACUUCUAUCAGUCUAGCAACCAGACUGGCUAUCAAACUCAACAUUUCUAUGGCGAGGGUUUUUAUUUCUUUGGUCAGACAAGUCUAUACAUACUCAUUAAAAUUGUAGAAGGAAUUUCUCUUAACAAAGACGCCGUUGCUGGAGUUAUGGCUGCUGGUUGUGGUCAAGCACAGCUCAAUCAAUUUUUGUCUGGAGUAGGUUUACCCAAUAUGUCUGAUUUCACAUACAAUAAAAUGCAUAACGAUAUCCGUGUUGACUGGGAAGAGACUGCAUGGGAUGAGAUGAAAAAGGCUGGUGAAAGAGAAAAAUAA
Messenger RNA from Vanessa atalanta (red admiral), 783 nucleotides. RefSeq lists its product as uncharacterized. Lineage: Eukaryota; Metazoa; Arthropoda; Insecta; Lepidoptera; Nymphalidae. The record is from RefSeq and is a predicted model, not a curated record.